Molecule: messenger RNA, 1277 nt
Organism: Acanthopagrus latus (yellowfin seabream)
Lineage: Eukaryota; Metazoa; Chordata; Actinopteri; Spariformes; Sparidae
Gene: mrpl3
Product: mitochondrial ribosomal protein L3
Exons: 10
Coding region: 159-1184 (341 amino acids)
Biological process (GO): translation
Cellular component (GO): mitochondrial large ribosomal subunit; ribosome
Molecular function (GO): structural constituent of ribosome
Source: RefSeq, a predicted model, not a curated record
AGCUCCGCGGAACUGUUUUCGUCACGAACCGGAAGCUGCCAGGGUGACAUUUGUACAGGACGAAGGCGUGGACGUUCAUAUGUUCUGAGAGUCGAUGCUCUUCUAGCUCGUGCGUAGUUUUGUAUAUUUAUGUGUAAGUGUAUAUAUUAAAGAGCGUCAUGGCGGCGUGGAGCUGUCGGUUUCUUCUUCGGCGGGGAACUCAGCUCGUUUCUCUGCGAGCAGCAGCUGAAAGUCCUUCCCAUUUGGUUGGUUGUAUCAGGACAGUAAAAACCACAACAUGGUUUGAUGAACACCUUACAGAGGAUAAUCAGGAGUAUAUGAGGAAGAUCACAGCAGAGGAAUACAGAAGACAAACAGCUGACAAGCUCAACCCUCUGAAAGAUGAGCCCUGGCCGCGACAUGAGUGGACAGAGGGAAGUCGAAGAGUUGGAAUAGUAGCCGUGAAGUUGGGAAUGGCUCCUGUCUGGUCAAAGACGGGAGAAAGACACGUGGUCACCAUAUUACAGGUGCAGGACUGCCAUGUAAUAAAGCACCUGUCCAAGGAAGAAUUUGACGGACACACUGCCGCCCUUGUGGUAGGAGGGAAAAACGUAUCACCAUUCCAUAGAUCUGAAAGUCAAAUGGAGAUGUUCAGGAAUGCAGGAGUGCCUCCGAAACAAAAAGUCACCACAUUUAAAGUCUCCGACAACGCUCUCAUCAAGCCAGGCACUCCUCUGUAUGCAGCACAUUACCGUCCGGGCCAAUAUGUGGACAUCACGGCUAAAUCCAUUGGAAAGGGUUUUCAAGGUGUAAUGAAGCGAUGGGGGUUCAAAGGUCAGCCAGCCACCCACGGCCAGACCAAAACUCAUCGCAGACCGGGAGCGUCUGGACCUGGGGGGGAUCCAGCCAAAGUUUUCAAAGGGAAAAAGAUGCCGGGCAGGAUGGGCAACGUAUACGUCACAGCUUUCGGACUGAAGAUAUGGAGGGUCAAUACCAAGUAUAAUGUGCUGUAUGUUAACGGCUCCGUCCCCGGCCACAGGAACUGCUUACUGAAGGUGAAAGACAGCGUUCUUCCAACCAAGGCCUCCAGCCUGCUCAGCCCUCCUUUCCCUACCUACUUCACCGAGGAGGACGGCAACCUGGAUGAAGACCUGUACGACGACGACUAUUUCAUUCACACAGAGCCAUCAUUAACACUGACCUGACUUCACACACAUACACUCACACACGACAUGUUUACACCUAAACCCGCAAACUGUGGAUGCUGUAAUAAAGGCUAAUUCCUUUGAAGACCUUGA